UCGAGGGAUGGGCGUCACCGAAACAAGUGCUUAGGCUAAUCUGAUUGGCCCUGGCAGCCGCCAUUCUUGAAUGUUGCCUGGUGAUGGUCAGCUCGCAGUUUGUCACAGGCAGCCAGUGAGCUGCCAUGAAAACAUCUCCUUCGUCGGUGGGUGGAUGGAUGCGCCCUACUUUGAAAUAUUCUUCUCCAAUAUUGACACAGUGAACGCCAGUGGAUGGGCGGUGCGGCCGGCAGCUGGCCACACCCCCGCCGCCUGAGCGGCACCAUGACCGUUUCACCUGAGGACGAGCUGUGAUGCUGGCGAUGUCAUGAAUAAAUUUGAGGUUCUUGGGAUUGUGGGAGAAGGUGCCUAUGGUGUUGUUCUAAAGUGCAGACACAAGGACACCAAUGAAAUAGUUGCUAUAAAGAAGUUCAAAGACAGUGAAGAAAAUGAGGAGGUCAAAGAAACGACGCUGCGCGAGCUCAAGAUGCUGCGCUCCCUCAAGCAGGAGAACAUUGUGGAGCUCAAAGAGGCUUUUCGAAGGAGAGGAAAGCUGUACCUGGUCUUUGAGUACGUGGAGAAGAACAUGCUUGAGCUGCUGGAGGAGCUUCCCAAUGGCGUUCCAGCCGAGAAGGCACGGAGCUACAUCUACCAGCUGAUUAAGGCCAUCCACUGGUGCCACAAGCAUGACAUUGUCCACCGCGACAUCAAGCCUGAAAACCUUCUCAUCAGCUCGGAUGACGUCCUCAAAUUGUGUGAUUUCGGCUUUGCACGUAAUCUUUCUGAGGGGACGGAUGCCAACUACACCGAGUAUGUGGCCACGAGAUGGUACCGCUCUCCAGAACUCCUGCUUGGGGCUCCAUACGGCAAGGCAGUGGACAUGUGGUCGGUGGGCUGCAUUUUGGGGGAGUUGAGCGACGGGCAGCCUCUCUUCCCCGGCGAGAGCGAGAUCGACCAGCUCUUCACCAUUCAGAAAGUGUUGGGACCGUUGCCGCCGGAGCAGAUGAAGCUCUUCUACAACAACCCUCGCUUCCACGGGCUACGGUUCCCUGCUGUUAACCAUCCCCAAACGUUGGAGCGUCGUUACCUGGGAAUCAUCGGGGGAGCCCUGCUGGACUUGUUGAAGAGUCUGCUGCUGCUCAACCCCACCGAGCGCUUCCUGACGGAGCAGAGCCUCAACCACCACGCCUUCCAGACCCUGAGGCUGGUGGAGCGUUCCGGCCCAUCCACACCCACGCCUGCACGAUCCUCCAAGAGAAAGCCUCACCAUGGAGACACCACCCCCAGCAGGAGUCACGGGGGAAAGAGCUCAGGCAGCCAUCGGUCCAGCACCCGAGAGUGCUCCAGCCUGCCCCGCCACGAGGACCUCCACCCCAGCAAUGAUGGCUUCCUCAACGGCAACAUGCCAGCGGCCAUCAACCUGAGCCCAACGUUGCACCCCAAGAGCUACCAGCAGCCCCUCUUCAACCACUCCACCUCCUGCAACAUGGACCUGGCCGCCACCAACCUGCCCCACCUGCUCACCCCCAAUGACGCCAAAGGCAAGGGCGACUUUGACGUCGGCCUGGGCUCCAAGGGUUCAGAUGGGCCCGGGGCCAAGUACCUCAAGUCCAACUUUCGAUUGCAGCAGCAUCGCCAUUCUUUCGUGGAGGGGAAGACCAACACCCUCCAAUCGGGGGACAAACACAGCCAGCAUGGCUACAUGGACGCUCACUCGCCUUCUUCUUCCAAGUUCUCCUACCUGAACCUGUCUAAGAGUUACGGCACACUGAGCGACGCCAAGUCAGUGGGGAAUUUGAAUGACAUACACCUUUACGCCGAUGAGCCUGCCACUCGCUAUUUCCCCUCCAGCUGCCUGGACCUCACGGCCCCCAGCAGCCCUGCGGUACGCAGGAUAGACCGCCUGGGCGCCAGAGGAAGCAUGCGGUCAGACCGUGAGAGCAACACCCUGGACUCCUCCUACAGGCGCUCGUCCAUCCGGCACAAGGCCUCAGAGGAGGCCAAGUCGCCAGAUAGUCUCGAGCCAGGGGAGGGUGGCGUGGACAGGAGCCACGCCCACUCCCUGUCCGCCCCACAUGACCAGCUGUCCUACGGGCAGGGUUACACCAGCCCCUUCUCUUCUCAACAAAGGCCGCACCGCCACUCCAUGUAUGUACGCAGGGACCACCAGAGGACUCAUGGGGCCGAGGAAGGUCUGCUGGUGGGACAAGGUGUCCCCACACGGGCUAGCAGUCUACAGCUGCUGUCCCCUCAGCUGCAGCAUCGCACGUUACCUCGUCACUCUGCCUCCAGGGAGGAGGACAUGAGCAGGGUGGGCUUGUAUAAUGAGUCUCAGGCGGACGACAGCGCCUCCUCCAAGGAGAACCGUAACAUCUACAGUGAGUCCAUGCCUCGCAGGGUGGGCAGCUUCUACAGAGUUCCGUCUCCUCGGCCAGACAACUCCUUCCACGAUGGCCUCGGGCGGGGAUCGGUCAUGGCGGCCGACGGCGUAAACAUGGCCAACCACUCCAAGCGGCAGCCAGCCUUUGACCCCUGGACGGGUCCAGACACGGUGGUGCUGAAUACUGCCGAACCAUCCAAGGAAAAGGAAAAGCAGGGUUUCUUCAGAGCAAUGAAGAAGAAAAAGAAAAAACCUCAAAUGGUCCCCAGCGAGGAGGCAGUCCUGCAGAAGGUGUCCAGGUCUCACCAGAGCGGCCGCCACCGGGGCCGCGACAAGAGCAGAGAACGGGACCAGGAUCGAGAGCGGGACAAGGACUGGCCAGAGAAGCUUGCAGAUUCCCACUCGCCGAGCCAACCCCUCAAGUCGCUGCGCAAGCUCCUCCAUCUUUCGUCGUCCUCGUCCUCCAACCAGACGGCAUCCGGUGACAUGCGCUACCAGCCUCUGCCCGGCACCACCAACGCUCAGGGGCGGGGUCACUCGGGGCUCGCCACCCCGCAGCUGAAGAGCAGACAGUCUGCCUACCCGCUGCCCGGACAGCUGGAGCCCGGCUGGCACUCGUCCGCCUUGGGCCGCCCAGAGGGCAACCCCUACCCCGAGCAGAUGGGCGUCAAAGGGGGCCAGAACGGGCAUGGCUUUGGACGCCCCUCCAGGUCUCGCAUGGCCAACCUCAACGACCUUAAAGAGACGGCGCUGUGAAGGCCAGAACACAUACACACACAAACACACACACACAGUCUCUGGGGGGCGUGAAACAAGACCAGGUUCUCAUUUGUCUCAUGUGGACUAGACAAACCGUCCCACAAUGAAGGUGUGAAAUUGUGCCACACAAGAAGACACUAAAAGCUUCAAGAGUGUUUUUUUUAAAGGCUUCCAUGUUUGAUAGACUUUCUAAAAUGACUAGAUUUAUUUAUAUAUUGAAUAUAAAUGUACAUGUGCAAUAUGGAAAUACAUAGACAAGGUGUAGAUUGAAAGUGUAUUUUUGUUUUGAAUUGAGGAAUAUAUACAGCAUAUAUAGAUAUACAGUAAAUAUACAUACACAUGGUAUAUUGUAGACUUGACUUCUUUCUGUCGUCAGUGACGUCAACCUGCCCAUCAUUCAGCUACGGUCAUCCCAUUCCAUUCUUUCUUUUCAUUACUUGGACUUGAAACUGGAGGCGCACGGUGGACAAGUGGUUAUCAUGUUGGCCACACAGUCAGGAGGAAUUGUCUAUAGGUAUGAAUGUGAGUGUGAAUGAUUGUUUGUCUAUAUGUGCCCUGUGAUUGGCUGCUGGUGUACCCUGCCUCUCGCCCAAAAUCAGCUGUAAUAGGCUCCAGUGUACCCCCCGCGAUCCUGAUGUGGAUAAGUGGAAUAGAAAGUGGAUGGACUUGAAACUGUAUGCCACGCUGCCCUCUGGAGGAAGUAGGCCUUUACUGCACAGCACUUAUGAUACUGUAUACAAAAUUCAAAGCUCCAUGUCCCUGUGUGAAAAAGUGAUUGCCUUCUAAAGCUAAUAACUGGUUGGGCCACCCUUAGCGGCAACAACUGCAAUCAAGCAUUUGUGAUAACUUGCAAUGAGUCUCUUACAGUGCUGUGGAAGAAUUUUGGCCCACUCAUUUUUGAUGAAUUGUUGUCAUUCAGCCACAUUGGAGGCUUUUCCAGCAUGAAGCCUUUUUAAGGGCAUGCCUUGGAUCAUUGUCCUGCUGCAGAACCCAAGUUGGUUUCAGUUUGAGGUCACCAACAGAUGGCCGCACAUUCUCCUUCAGCAGAAUUCAUGGUUCCAUUUAUCACAGCAAGUCUUCCAGGACCUGAAGCAGCAAAACAUCCCCAGACCAUCACACUACCACCACCAUAUUUUACUGUUGCUAUGAUGUUCUUUUUCUGGAAUGCAGAGUUACUUUUACACCAGAUGUAAUGGGACAUUCACCUUCCAAAAAGUCAAACUUUUGUCUCAUCAGAUCACAGAGUAUUUUUGGGAAUCAUCGAGAUUUUUUCUGGCAAAAUUGAGAGGUGACUUAAUGUGGUUUUGAUCUUGGAAAGCUGCCAUGCAGGUCAUUUUUGCCCAUUGUCUUUCUUAUGGCGGAGUAAUGAACACUGACUUUAACUGAGGCAAGUGUGGCGUGCAGUUCUUUGAAUGUUGUUGUGGGGUCUUUUGUGACCUCUUGGAUGAGUCGUCGCUGUGCUCUUGGGGUCAUUUUGGUUGGCCGGACGCUCCUGGGAAGGUUCACCGUGGUUAAUUUUUUUCGCCAUUUGUGGAUAAUGGCUCUCACUAUGGUUUGCUGGGGUCCCAAAGCUUUAGAAAUGUCUUUUUACCCUUUUCGACACUGAUAGGUCUUAAUUAAUUUUCCACACAGGGCCAUGUAAGCAUGGAUUUUCUUUCCCCUUAAUAAUAUGUUUAUUAAUAAUAUGUUUUUUGUUAAAACUUAAUUUUGUGUUCAGUUGUGUUGUCAUUGAUGAAUAUUUUUGUUUGUUUGAUGAUCUGAAACCUUUAAGUGUGACAAAUGUGCAAAAAGGAAGGGGGCAAACACUUUUCCACAGCGCUGUACAUGAUGAGGGAACAAACUAAACACACAACAUGAAGAACAGAUGAAUCGCUCCAUACUUAAAUUAAAGUUUUUCUAAAAAAAAUAAUAAUAAUCCUUGCUAUAUUACAUAUUGCAAAAUUUUGAUUUGCAGUAUUUUUUCAGUAAUCAAACUAUUCUUUCUGUUGCAAUAAAUAUUUUUGCAAAAAAAUAUGUAUUUUCUUGGAAAAAGUACUUCAAUCUUGCAACAUUUUUUUUCUAAAGAAAUACUUGACUCUUUAAAGAUGACAGAUUUGUUUUUAAAAAGCUUGAAUGUGGAAAGCUUUUGUUUUUUUUUUAUACUUUUUUCUGCCAAAAAUACUUACAUUUUUUAAAGAUUCCGUUUUUAACUUUUGCAAGAAAAAAUCAGCAAGAUUACAAUUUUUGUUAGUAAAAAAAACCCCACAUUUCAAUCUUGUAAAAUAACAGAUGUAUUUAUAUUUUAAAAUACUUUCAUUUUGCAUGCAGCUUUUUUCCCCCAAAAAUAAAAAAUAGGUAUAUCUUGCAAGAUUCCAACUUUUUUUCUAAAAAAUAUAUAUAUAUAUAUAUAUAUAAAAAUAUAUAUAUAUAUAUAUAUAUAUUUUUUUUUUUCACUUUAUUUCUUUAAAAAAAAACUUUGAUCUUGCACAGGCCAGGAGGGUCUUCCUGGGUCUUCCGUGGGUUUUCUCCCGGUUCUCCGGUUUCCUCCCACAUUCCAAAAACAUGCUAGGUUAAUUGGCGACUCCAAAUUGUCCAUAGGUAUGAAUGUGAGUGUGAAUGGUUGUUUGUCUAUAUGUGCCCUGUGAUUGGCUGGCCACCAGUCCAGGGUGUACCCCACCUCUCGCCCGAAGACAGCUGGGAUAGGCUCCCGCACCCGCGUGACCCUUGUGAGGAUAAGCGGUAGACAAUGGAUGGAUGGAUGCAACACAUUUCAUUUUCUCCAGGGUGAAUAUAUCUAUUUUUUCUUUUUUAUGUGAGUUUGUUGACUUUUUGUCCAUCAGUGAGCUUGGAGAAAGCUUUGCAAUCUUGCACUUUUCACUUUCUAUUCUGUCGGUUCUUCCUGACGACGUGCUGUGUAUUAUAUGAAUAUGAAUAUUGAAUAUUGACUUGAAUUGUAACAUAGUCCACAUCUUUAUCUGCUUUGUUUCUUUUUUUUUUCCUCAGACAAACAAAUGUGGCUCUUUCAUGUUUCCAAAUGUAACUCCAAAGCUCCAAUAAAACAAACAUUA
Molecule: messenger RNA, 6165 nt
Organism: Doryrhamphus excisus (bluestripe pipefish)
Lineage: Eukaryota; Metazoa; Chordata; Actinopteri; Syngnathiformes; Syngnathidae
Product: cyclin-dependent kinase-like 5
Biological process (GO): positive regulation of axon extension; regulation of dendrite development; protein phosphorylation
Cellular component (GO): nucleus; dendrite cytoplasm
Molecular function (GO): ATP binding; protein kinase activity
Source: RefSeq, a predicted model, not a curated record